Molecule: messenger RNA, 1737 nt
Organism: Alternaria hordeiaustralica
Lineage: Eukaryota; Fungi; Ascomycota; Dothideomycetes; Pleosporales; Pleosporaceae
Exons: 5
Coding region: 1-1737 (578 amino acids)
Biological process (GO): transmembrane transport; basic amino acid transport
Cellular component (GO): fungal-type vacuole membrane
Molecular function (GO): basic amino acid transmembrane transporter activity
Source: RefSeq, a predicted model, not a curated record
AUGCCGUCAUCUGCGUCCGAACGAACACCGCUACUUCGCUCUACAUCGGCAAACACCCCCGUCACCGAAGAUGCAAUAACCACCGCAGAAGUAGCGCAACAAGGCCAGGGCGCGGCGCCUCAGUUUCCAACAUCGCAGAAAGCGAGAAGCGGCUCACUUACCGGAUCUGUCGACCCUGGCCAUGUGCCCCCAAUCACGGAUGAGGCAGAGAGCCUGACCAAGUUUCAAAAGAAUGGGAAAUUAGAAGGUGUUGGAGAGUGGAGGUUUAGGUUCGUGUUUGGUGGUAUUCUGCUUGGUUACUUCGUUGCCAUGUUUGACUCCACUCUCAUGGCAUCAACCUUUUUACUCACAUCAACUUCGCUGCAGCCACUUAUGGGCCGACUCUCAGAUACUCUGGGUCGUCGACCAUUGUAUCUGGCUGGUCUCGUCGUCCUCGCAGCUACGACCGCAUGGUGCUCUUUUGCGCAGACGAUUGGUAGCUUCAUCGCCGCCCGAGCCUUUUGCGGCAUUGGCGCAGCUGGUGUUCUAUCGAUGGGUAACAUCAUGACCAAUGACCUAGUCAGCAUUGAAGUACGGGGUACCUACCAGGCAUACAUCAACCUCUUCUACGGAGGCGGAUCUGCUUGCGGGGCAGCUUUUGGCGGCUUUCUAUGCGACAAGUUAGGAUGGCGGAUGACUUUUGCCAUACAGAUACCCAUACUUGUCAUGCUGUUCAUAAACGCCAUAUUCACCACGCCCUCUUCACUCGGCCCAAACUUAGCCAAACGCUAUGGUCUAGGUUUGCAGGAAGGGCUGAAGGGAUUCGACAUCGCCGGAUCCUUCUUGCUGACGGUAUCUGUCGCGUUUCUGAUUUUAGGGCUCAAUCUUGGAGGCAAUGUAUACCCAUGGAAGCACUGGAUCGUCAUCACAUCGCUGGUCAUCGCGCUCGUGACAGGCGCCGUUCUCGUCAAAGUUGAGUCUAGAGCUGCGCGAGCGGUCAUGCCUCUGCCCAUGUUGUUUAGCAAGCCUCGAGGCAAUCUUGUCUUCAACAAUUUCUUUGCACAGGUUGGCAUGAACACCAUCCUAUUCAACGCGCCCUUGUACUUCCAAGCGGUUGAGCUCGAGACAGCGUCUGUCUCCGGGUUCCGCCUUGCUGGCCCUUCCGUUGCCUUAACCAUUUGCGGCGUGUCUGCAGGCUUCAUCAUGACCGCCACUGGUCGGAUGAAGUGGCUCAUUGUUGUUGGCUCACUUUCGAUGCUGUUGGGCGCUACAUGUCUUUCCUUGAUGUGGGAUGGCAUUCCCAAGUGGCUUGCCACCGUAUUCCUGGUUCCAUCUAGCAUCGGUCAAGGGCUCAGUUUCCCGGCAACAAGUCUCGCGGUACUUGCAACAAGUACACAAGAAGAUCAAGCAGUCAUGACCAGCACACUCAUCUUGUGGCGCAGUCUCGGUAUUGUCAUGGGUGUCUCGUUGAGCAGCCUCAUUCUACAGAAUGCUUUGACCUCGUACCUCGAAGCACUGGUCACCGGUCACAAUAAGGCGAAGAUUAUUCAACACGUUCGCAAAUCGGUACGCAGCAUAAUCGACCUUGAUGCUAAGCACAAAAGUCAAGUCAUUGAAGCAUACAGCCGUAGUCUGCGACUGGUCUUCAUCUCGGCAAUCGCCAUGUUCAUCAUCGUGAACAUACUAGUGUUCGCCAUCGAACUUCCGCAGCUCAAGAAAUCCAAAGUGCACGACGAAGAAGAAGAAGAGUCAACGUAG